Protopolystoma xenopodis is the source of this 315-nucleotide messenger RNA. NCBI's taxonomy places the organism in Eukaryota, Metazoa, Platyhelminthes, Monogenea, Polystomatidea, Polystomatidae. The record is from the annotation of a GenBank genome assembly.
AUGGCCAAGAAUCUACCCACUCAUGCAGAGCCAAAUCAAACGGCCUACAUCCGAAGCCGAUCGUUACACUCCUGGAGGUCUCUCCAAGGCACUAUCAUCCUCGGGACGACUAGACCCUCUAAUGUGCUGCACCCGCCAUCCACUAAAGCGAAAAAUCUCCUCGCUUCUAACGAAGCGUCUUGCCCCAAGUCGAAUUUCGUCUUUACGAAAUGCAAGGGGAUAACUCCGCCAAGCCAGAUCGACAAUCAGCCUCUUCUCGAGAUUGCAGUCAUCUUGCGCUUCUUCCAAGUGCACCACCUUUCCGUGCUCAGUUGA